Messenger RNA from Bombus pascuorum, 2796 nucleotides. RefSeq names its product putative mediator of RNA polymerase II transcription subunit 12. Lineage: Eukaryota; Metazoa; Arthropoda; Insecta; Hymenoptera; Apidae. The transcript is spliced from 3 exons. Bases 464 to 2332 code for a protein of 622 amino acids. The record is from RefSeq and is a predicted model, not a curated record.
AUUCGUACUACUUUGAAAAACGAUGAUUUUUGAGAAGUAUCAAAGACAUAUGUUACCAAAAAUUACAACAUGGAGAUUACGUAAUCCAGUUUCCUGUGAUUCAAUUCUCAAUACUCAAUUGUCCAAAUCAUUCUAACAGAAGAACGUUUCAAACAUUUCAAGCAGAUUAAAAUAUUCUAAAAUUUAGGAAAACGUGAGUCAGUUUUUGAUUUUCUCCGUCAAAAAUACCGGAAGCUGUCUCGAAAUGGACAAUGGGAACGUAACAUUUUUGCCCACGAAUCCCGACGAUAUUUGGAAGAUAGCGGAGGAAGCGAUUCUUAAUUCGACUCGUUUCUCGCUCGAUCGUCUCAUACACGUGGAUCAACAUCGUGGACCCCUCCUCUUUCACGGAACUAUCGCUACUUGAAGAUCAUCUUCCUGAGUAAAAGCCGCGUGCUAACCGAAUGUCGGCACAGACAGCAUCAUGAGCUUGGUAACGCUAGUGUUUUUAUUGGCGACAGUGUCGAUCACCCUGACGAACUCUCAAGAGACAGGGAUUCCUGACAAGAGUUUGGAUGUGACCCAAGCACCAAUAAAACUGGACAAAAACCUUCGCCGAGCUCUCUUGAAAGCCCUGACCGACUUAGAGGCCGAAUCCGCUGAGCAACGUAAAGAGGAAUCGGAAAGCAUCGCUCAAAGAGACACGAGCGCUUUUGAGAUUGUUGCAAAGAAGAAUCUGAACGAUGAUCUCGGCGUGCAGAAAACUACGUUCUCGUUCAAGAGUUUCCCAAGCGACGACGAUAUACCGAGCGAAGAUAAACUGCAGAAUUCCAGUUUCAUCGACGCCGUUCAUUACGUAACUUUGAAGACACCAAUGAUGAAUAUCGAGAAAGCCACGCAAGAAGACGCUAGGAGCUUUCAUGUGCAGAAUGUGAUACUACCGGUGAAAAAUCCAGCGACCUUCGGAAUCAAAACCGAACCCAAGGUGCAACAGAAAGAGAAAACGACACAAGCCACGUUUUCAGUGAAUAAAGUGGAGAGUUUAACUUUGAAACCAGCAACUGAGAUCUCUGAGAGUUUAGCAAGAAGUGCUUCCAAUGGAAUUGCCACUGCCAAUGCCUUGGUUGCUCCAAAACCAACUGAAAUCACUCCUACGGUGUCAACAAGAAAUAACGUAACAGUGAUUGAGUCUAACGACUCUAAAGACAAAACAGAGGAAGUUAAGAUUUUCCAGGCACCCUUGGUAGCAGCGUUUACCGUGCAACAGGAUGAACAAGGUGUACCCAAAAGCGUGGUUCCAAUAUUUAGAUCUCCCAACGAUGGACAAGCUCUGACUCUCCAAGAGCAGUUGGAAUUUAAACAGCAGCUUCUGGAGAAGCAAUUGGCGGAACUUCAGCAGCAACAGAUCCAGCAGACACAGUUUUUGGUGAGGCAACAGCAAUUGUAUGAGCAACAACUGAGACAGAAGCAACAGCACCAGUUUUAUCUGCAGGAACAAGCUAGAAUUAAGCAACUAGAGGAACAGGCUAGGAUUAAACAAUUAGAAGAACAGACUAGAAUCAAACAGUUGGAGGAGCAAACUAAACUGAAACGAUUGGAAGAACAGGCUAGAUUCAAACAGUUAGAGGAGCAACGUUUUAAGUUUGAGGAGCAGAGACUGAAUAGAUUCCAGCCUCAGCGUCCUAUACCUCAAAAGCAGUCCUUCUUUGAACAGAGCAAUAACAUCUUAACGUUCCAGCCUCCUGUUGAAUCGAACGUUCACCUGCAGCCUAGUUUAGCUCUGGAAGUACCAAACGUUGGAGCGUCUCCAGCUUUCCAGUCAACUUUCCAACCAGACCAACGUCUGCAACCAUUCAGACAACAGCCACAAACACAUCAUCAGCUUCAACAACAGCAACUGCCUCAGUUACCUCAACCACAGCAAUUGCAACAAUUGCAACAACUUCCGCAACCUCAACAAUUGCAGCCACCCCAGCAUCACCAGAGACUGCAACAGAGCUUCGGCUCUUUCUCGAACGAUUUCCAGCCUUCGUUAGCACCUGCGUCGAGGUUUAAUAGACAGGAAGCCUUUAAUUCUAUUGGAAAUUUCGGAUUCAACGUGGAUAAUAAGGCAAAUACCGCAAAUCUUCGCUUUAAUCCUCCACACAGGACUCCAGGGAACUUCUUUUCUUUCACGCAGUUCAAGUCUCAAGCACACCCUCCCACGCCGGCCAGGCAGAUUCAACAGCUUCUUUAUCAGUCUGGAAUCGCCGGAGAUCCGAACAACGCACAAGGGAUUGGAAGUCCUGAAGAUUUGAACAUCGUUUCCAAAGUUCUGGCACUGAACGUGGGCGCCGUGCCGAGUAAGAAUUAGUUCACGACCGUCGUUGGAGAAGACAUCCGCGCGAAGAAAGAAGAAGAAGGAGGCUAAAGUUAGACGAGUCAUGUAAAUCGCUGCAGGACGAUAUUAGCAAGGUGAAAUCGAGCUCCCACUUUUUCCCUUCCUUAUCCCCUUUAGCCGUCUUCCUCAUCUCUAAUCUAACAUAUGUAUCGUGUACGAAUUUUUCUCUACAUAGUGAUGACGAAAAUGACGUGUUAAUCCGUAUUCAUAUUUAUCUUCAGAUAGAUAGAAGUUGGAGAUGUUUUACUAGUUGAGUUUCCGGUCGUCAUUAGAUAUUUGGUUUCUUCCUAGUUCUUCUUGAUAUUGGUACAUGCAUAUUAAAGAUUAGAUACUGAUCAUAAUAGAACUUCAUUUAACUGAACUCAUUGGAGGAUAAAUAGCUCAUAUAACUGGAAUUCAUAUAUUUGAUAAGAGUUUACUUAUUCAGCAGUGCGUUA